This is a messenger RNA of Pseudomyrmex gracilis, 2452 nucleotides long. RefSeq names its product metalloproteinase inhibitor 3 (gene Timp). Gene Ontology annotation, cellular component: extracellular matrix. Gene Ontology annotation, molecular function: protease binding; metalloendopeptidase inhibitor activity. Bases 557 to 1231 code for a protein of 224 amino acids. The record is from RefSeq and is a predicted model, not a curated record. The transcript is spliced from 5 exons. NCBI's taxonomy places the organism in Eukaryota, Metazoa, Arthropoda, Insecta, Hymenoptera, Formicidae. Gene Ontology annotation, biological process: negative regulation of endopeptidase activity; negative regulation of membrane protein ectodomain proteolysis.
AAGAACGUAGGAAGGAACGAGAGCCCGGCGUGUCGCUCACGCUUGCAUUGCUUUUCGAAGCUCGCGCGCGAUCGGUUGCUCGCGACGUGCGUACGUAUAUACGUGUGCGUGGUGCAGCUCGCUAGACACGUGAGAAAAAGAAAGAGAAAGAGAGAGAGAGAGAAAGAGAGAGAGAGCGAGAGAGAAAGAAUCCCGCCGAUUCAUUUCCGCGCUACUCUUUAAUCUUGAUCGCUUCUUGUGAUCGAUGUUAUCUCGCGACGAGGAUUCCUCUCCGUGCGCGCGCGAGAAAGUGAUCAAUAUCUCGAGAUCGAAAUCGUAACUACGCGGAAAAGCGUUGCGAGUGCAGUUUCUUGGUAUCGCGAUCGGCAUCAACAGCUUUGAAGUAUUAUUAUGUCUGUCGAUUUGUGAGAUCUCGAACACACAGAUAAGAAAGAGAGAGAGAGAGAGAGAGAGAGAGAGAGAGAGAAAGAGAGAAAGAGAGAAAAAGCGGAAGAAGAGAUCGCGGGCGCAGAAAGUCUACUUGGCGGAAGCAUCAGGAAGAGGUCGCCGGAGAAAGAUGUCACAAUUACUUCUAUUGAUGCACUUCCUGCUGCUGACGGUACUGUUAGCACCGGUUCAGAGGGUUGCAGCGUGCAGCUGUAUGCCAAUGCAUCCACAAAGCAAAUUUUGUCACUCGGAUUUUGUCGUCGUGGUGAGGGUGAAGAACAUUACCACCAAGCACUCUGUGGGCGACUAUGAGAUCGCUUACAAGGUCAAGAUAAACAGGGUCUUCAAGUCCAACCCAAAGGCCGACGUGGCUCUGAUGCAGAACCUUUUAUGGACCCCGUCCUCGGACGCGCUGUGCGGCGUGACACUGAACGUCGGCGAGACUUACGUCGUCGACGGAAGAAUCUUCUCGGGAAAGCCGUUCAUAUCAAUUUGCGGACUCUCGAUAAGAUGGGCCGAAACGACCAGCAGGCAACGUAAAGGACUGAGACAGCUUUAUCAACAAGGUUGCGGGUGUAACAUUCUUUAUACACAUUGGAGGCGCAAGGGAGCUGUGCUGGAAUCCAGUGGCGGAAAGCGUUGCCUGUGGGAGAGCAUACCAGGUCCCCAGGUUUGCCAAGAAAAAUACGGCGUGUGCAUGGCGGAUAACACGGGCGGCUGCUCCUGGGCACCAUCGGUUCCAUAUAAAAAUUGCAUCAAGGAAUAUCAGCGUAAACGCGAUCAGCAGAGGUUGCGGGAACCGUAAUUGACAUUUUUUCGUAUCGGGUUUUGCGCGUUCACGUUCUCGCAACUUUUAUAGAAAGCAACAAAACAAUCUAUCAAGUCGCACAAUGUAGCGUGUCUGCCAAUCGAUCGAAUACAUCGACGAUAACUGAGUCACUAAGAGGCAAAGUGGUACGAUAAUAAUUUGAUGGAACGACAUGUUCUUUUUGCGAUAUUAAGUCACGCAUUACACGCGAAACGUGUUCGAGUGUGUAACAAUUUACUGACAACUCUCCGCAACGAAAUUAUUCGCUAUCUAUUUGUCGAUUGUUAAAAAUAUUUACGCACCUUGUUACAUGUACCAAAAAAACACGCCAGGUAUUAAAUUGUCAAAACAAUAAAACGAUUGUUUAGUUCUGACUUAAUUCGCAACGCUUUACUUUUAAGGGACGCAGUUAUGCGCAGUUGGCGAUCAAUGACGACUUGACCCUCACAAUAUGUUUUGCGUUUUUUAAAGUUUGAUAAAGUAUAACAGAGAAACGAUGAUUGUGAAAAAUCGGAAACAGUAAUAGUUGUAAUUAUAUAUAUUAUAUAGUUAAGAUGUGAAAUCUUUUAUUAUAUGUUAAAUUAUUUGUAACUUAGGCUCUUGAUAGCGACAACGUUGGUUAAUUUUAUCCAGCAGGUUUUUUUUUACUGGCUUAACAUCAACACACACACACACACACACACAAUUAUAAAAUAUAGGACAAGAAAAGUGUCGGUCAAUAUUGGUAAACCUAAUACUCCCACCAUUAACCUGUUGAUUAUUUGAUUAUCGUUAACGAGGUAUAAUAAGCUUUGUAGUGUUAGAAAUUUUCGAAACACGUAGAUACCCGAUAUGUUGAAACAUAUAUGCGAGCGACCUACUUUUCACGGCUAUAUAUACUCUUAACAUGUGUUGUAUAUAUUAUAUUGUUAAUGUACAUUGUGUGUCCUUAAAUUAUUCCAGCUAUCGUUUCGUUGUACGUAGGUUUAGGACAUCGUUACAACUUUACUCGCAGUUUAUAUUACGUUUCGUAAACAUUUUAUGUAUAUCGUCUUUUUAGAUAUAAGAUAGCUGCGUAUAUAUAUAUAUAUAUUCGUUAUAUAUAUAUAUAUUCGUUAUAUAUAUAUAUUCGUUAUAUAUUCAAAUGAUUAUUCAUAAUCAGCGCGCUAUUUACCGUGAGACGAGAAAUUAGAAUGAAUAUUUAAAUCCGUAGCUUCAUAAAUAAAGAUAUACACAAGC